This is a messenger RNA of Cataglyphis hispanica, 3943 nucleotides long. Its product is annotated as retinol dehydrogenase 11-like. The record is from RefSeq and is a predicted model, not a curated record. The transcript is spliced from 10 exons. The coding region runs from base 1455 to 2450 and encodes 331 amino acids. NCBI's taxonomy places the organism in Eukaryota, Metazoa, Arthropoda, Insecta, Hymenoptera, Formicidae.
AAAAACCAUUUUUUUAUAACGCUUAAUAAAAGAGUUAUUAUUGAGGAAAGUCUAAUCGUCGCCGAUUUUUAGCCAGCACUCGGUGAGAUAGUAAACAGCUGAGCGUUACACACACAUAGACGCGCGGCUCAUUGACGUGCAGCUAAAGACUAAUUGACAGACUUCACUCAAUAAUAACUCUUUUAUUAAGCGUUAUAGAAAAAAAUGGGGACUUUUCUCCUCAGUUUUAUCUGCUAGAUAUGAGUAAUAGUAUAGAUAUGAGUUAACUCACAUGAAUAUGCACAAAUAUUUUCAAUGUUUUAAUAAUAAAUAUUAACUCCUUUAAAAAUAAAUAUUAACAAUAAAUAUUACCUCCACGCAUAUAAUAUUUAAUGCUCUAUUUUUAAAAUAUUAUUUGUUUGUUACUAAUAUAAAAGCAAUAAUUUUUGCAAAAAUAAUAAAAAGUAAAUGUAUUUUAAACAAUUUUAAUAUAAUCACAACAAGAAUAUCUAAUAUACUUAGCUUUACUGUAAAAGGAAUGAAUUUAGCAUGUAUUUUCUGUUGUCAAUAAAAUUUGAAACAAUUCUAGCUAAUCGGAGAUUUUUCUUAUAUAUUACAAUGAAGAAUGAAUAUAAUAGAAUGCAAUAAAAUUUUGUAGAACUUAUUGAAAAAUUCUUACAUAUAAAUAGCUCAUUGUUGUAGAUUAAUCCUGUCUUUUCGACAUUUAAAAAAUAAUGAUGCAAUACAAGUCAUUUCGAACCAACAAAACAACGUCGAAUAUUAUAUAAUAAGACGAUAAAGCGCUAAUCACCUUGAAUAUUGAGUUAAGUACUAUAUUAUAGCUAGUAUUAUAUAAUAGCAAAUCUAAACUCUAUUAACGCUACGUCAAAUUCCAACUUGAUCUUCAACUUUUAUUCAGUUGUCAUUCUUAUUUCAUUCAUGCAACAUUUCCUUCCACUAGUCGAUAACAAAAUUUAUUAUUUUAGAACAAUAAUUACUUUAAAACAGAUAUGUUUAAGCAUAGUUAAUAUAUAUAUGUGUUUUUAAGAAGCCCUGAAGAGCACUGAAAUAAUAUAAAGAAAAUAUCGCCCUAUGAAAAUGUGCCCUUUCAAAGUCAAUGCACCAGUAAAGCUCGUCUCGCAAGCAAAACAGUAGUUAUAACAAGAGCGAAUAUUGGAAUCGGCAAGGAAAUAGCUAGAGAUCUUUAUAGAAGAGAUGCAAGAAUAAUUCUAGCCUGUCGAAACAUACAAAAAGCUAACAAUGCAGUUGAAGAUAUUAACAAAAAUCCACCCAAAGAAAAAAUAAAUAAAGAUGCAGUGUGGUGCUAUACAUGAUGAUCUAAAUUUGAAGGAAUCAUACACUCCUUUCAAAGCCUAUACGGAAAGUAAACUGGCGAAAAUAUUGUUUACUAAGGGACUGAUCGUCGGUUAAAAAACAAGAUAUACAAAGCGUAUAGUGAGAUCGUAGUAUUACAAAUGUGGACCUACCAUAAAUUGUGCACCAGUAAAGUGCGCCUUGAUAAUAAAGUUGCAGUUAUAACAGGUGCAAAUACCGGAAUCGGUAAAGAGACCGCCAGAGAUUUUUACAGAAGAGGUGCAAGAGUGAUUUUGGCCUGUCGGAAUGUAGAAAAAGCAAAGGAAGCAGUUGAAGAUAUAAAAAAUAAUCCAUUUCCAAGCACAGAAAGCCAACAAUACAAAGAUGAGUUAGGCGAGUUAGCGAUAUAUUCAUUGGACCUCUGCAGUCUAAAGAGUAUAAAAGAAUGCGCUAAAAAGUUAUUGACAAAUGAACCAGUUAUUCAUAUACUAAUCAAUAAUGCUGGUAUAAUGAUGUCUCCGCAUGAAAAAACCGAGGAUGGAUUCGAGUUGCAGCUGCAAUCGAACUAUCUUGGACAUUUUCUCCUAACAUUGUUACUAUUGCCGAAAAUACGAUCAUCUGCUCCUGGUUGCAGAAUAGUUAACGUGUCAUCACUUGCUCAUGUUUUUGGUAAUAUACAUUUCGAUGAUAUGAAUCUGGAAAGAUCGUAUGGUCCAUUGAAAGCGUAUGCUCAAAGCAAACUGGCAAACAUACUAUUUACUAAGGAACUUGCACGUCGAUUAAAAGAGGCGGAAAUUAGCGGAAUAAAUGUGUACUCCUUGCAUCCCGGCGUCGUAAGAACCGAGUUAGGCCGAUAUUUUGAUAGAACAAUAGUUCUGGGUGCAAAGUUCUUUUAUCGUCAUAUUAUGCGGCUGUUUAUCAAAAAUCCAACACAAGGAGCGCAAACAAUAAUUCAUUGUGCGGUUGAUGAAAAAGUGGCUGAUGAAACAGGUCUUUAUUAUGGAGAAUGUCGCGCGAUCAGACCGCAAUGGAAGGCGAGAGAUGAUCGAAUAGCCAAGGAUUUAUGGGACCAGACUUGCCGGCUUUUGCACUUGGAACCUAAUGAUGAAAAUCUUACUACAUUUUUGCAAACUAUCUCACGCCAACUUGCUGAAUAAUAUUUGAAAAUGGCUAUAAAGAUAGCCGAGGGUAUUGAGCGGGAUAGGAAACACCGCAAGAUAAAAUCAGGAGAUUGAAGGUAUAAAAAAUUUUGUAAGAACGGGCCAUAGACAAUAGACAAUAGAUAUUAAUAAAUAAAUUAAUUAAUUAAUUAAAUUCCUUAACACGUUAAUGACCGUAAAUAGUAUAAUAUAUACAUAAUGUAAUUUAUUCUCUAAAAUAUACAAAUUCUAAAAAAAUGUAGAUUGCAAAUAAUGCAUACCAAAUUAUUUUUGUACGUGACAAAACCUGACUAUCACUAGACAAAUAAUUUGCGUAUUAAUCGAUAAAAAUAACAUGGGAAUCAAACCAUUAUUAUAUUUUAAAUGAUAUUGAAAAUACAUUGUCUAUCGGCUAUCAAUUUUAAAAUUUAUUAUCAUUGACAAAUUAAUAAUAUAAUAAUCUAUAUGCCUUUUUACUUUCAAAUGUAUAUUAUUUUAAAAAGUAUAUAGUUGUGUAGAAAAGUAUAUCUUGAACAUUUUAAACUAGGUAUAAUAUCGAAAAAAAAAUCUUAAUAUUUUAUUACUUUUUCUCGAAUAAUAAAAAUAACUAGCCUUCUCGAUAUAAAUCUAUCAUUUUGCGCAUUGCACUAAUUAUAUCGCAGAAUCGAAGGAUAGUUGUUAUAUAUGAUCACACGAUUAUGAUCAUUAAUUAAUUCUUGACAUACAAUUUCAAAGUCGUAUGGAUGAUACUGUUUUGUUAAUCGUCGAGGAAUACUUAUGCCUAAUUAAAGAGAUACGUGGGUAUAUUCACAUAAUUAUGAAGUCUCUCUACUUCUUUCCUUGAUGAUACGCGGGUCUAGGUAAAUGCGAAAAGCGAGCAAGGCCAAAGUGAAGGCAACAAGGAGGGUCCGGCAUUGAAUUGUAUGAUGCUUAAAGUAUGGAGUAACGAUGAUGUAAUCUCGGCACUACGGAAACUUACCUAAAUAUUAAUAGGAAUAAUAAGUUUAUCUAUGUUAUCUGAUCAUAUAGUCAUUUCGAUGAGAGGGCGAGAGGGAGAAAAAUAUUAUAAAACAUUAUGACAAGAUAUAAUUAUAUAUAUGAAACAAAAAAAAAUAUAUAUAUAGCAAAAUAUAUAAUUGUUUUUUUUUUGGGAAAAAAAUUUUUUUGAAUAUUUUAUUACCGACUUUUUUAAUCUAAAAAUUUCGAUUAUUAAAAAUUAAUUUGAUGUUGUAAUUAUGAUUGAAAUGUUUCCUCUUAGACAUCAUUUAUUUCUGUCGCAUUUUUAUUGAAUAUUUAUUCUCGGAAAUCUGUUUCAAGCAAGCUAAUGAGGGUCAAUUAGAUAAUACAUUUUUCUACUAAGCAAUAUUAUUUACGUACAACUUCCUGUUUUGAACAACAUUUUUAUCUAUAUAAAACAAAAAGAAUGUAUUCUAUCAGGCGGGUCAUAACUUUUUGUAUAAUAAAAUGUGAAUGUAGUAAUAAUUGGCUUAUUGAAUGAGAUUUUAAACAGA